AUGAACACGGCAAACAACCGGCCUCGUGUGGACCACCGCAACUCCAUGGGACCUCGAGAGAGCUCCGUGCCUUCAACAGGCCCACGGCAGAACCAGCGUUCUCGUCCCAACUCGAGACCAAGCUCGAGACCUCCCCAGCAAAGGCAUCAAAGCAUAGACGAUGCCAGGAGGAGCUUCGACUCAAUAGACACACCACCGAGCUGGGCGUCCACACCCGAUAGCACCACAACCUCGGACCAAAACACCAUGACCGCUGCACCACAGCAUCAGCCAGAACCUCGUAGGCGGCCCCUUGUCCCGCCCAAGCCCAAGGACAUCUUAAGUAGUGUUCCUCAUAAAGACUACUCAUCCACGUCUGUCAAGGCCGCUACUGACCACUCUACAGCCAAGCAUCCAGUGCGAGGGAUCCUGAAGAACCCCGACCCCAAGCGAGACCAAGCUCUUCUCGCCCAGAGGUUCUCUCGUGCUGCACCUCUUGAGCAGCAUGCCCCUUCCACACAACCUCCACCGGCCACGGUCUCGCCCCGGAGGCUCGAGCACCCGUCGUCUCAGCAGCAUAUGGCAGUCGGGAGCACCGACAUGUACCAUCCACCGAUGCCAGGGUCUUACAUGGCACCUUACAACAACGGUGGCUACCAGCAACACGACCACCAUGACCCGGGCUACGAGUAUCUCACGGAGAACCCGUACGACACCUACGACAGCUUUGACGAGUCUGCCAACUCUGAGCUGUCAGCCAGCACGGACGCCACGAGCAUCAUCUCGGAGCCCAGCACUGUGGACUCGGACGUCUACUACAGGAAGCCCCAGCCCCAGGUCCGCCAAGUCCGCCUGGCACCAACAGUGACCACGACGACGAUUGCAACCACGAGCACUCGUCCAAGACAGCAGUCCAGGCCUCAAGUCCGCGGUCCAUCAUCGUCGACAGACGGCAGCGACAUCACGCCCACAGGGCCCGUCACCACGACUGCUCUCCAGAGAACCAACAACAGGAACUCCAACAACAACAACAACAAUGGCAAGAACGGCAACACCAAGAACAGCAGCAGCAACAACAACAACAACAAUGCCCAGCCCAAACGCACCGUGCACAUCCAGAUCAUGCCCCCUCCGGUGGCACCUCCCGCCCCGCCGCCCAAGAAGGCCAUCACUGCCCCUCCAGUCCAGCAGCAAAGCAACAACAAUGCCAACAAGGAGCUCGUCCUCGCGGCCCGCCGCGCGGAGCGGGACCUGCUCGAGAAGAUCGACGCGCUCGAGAGCGAGACCGAGUCGCUGCACGUCGCCAAGUCGCGGCUGAACCGGGAGCUCGCCGACGCCGCGGACCAGCUGUCCCUGCAGAGCCAGGAGGCCAAGGACGCGGAGCGGCUGCUGCGGCAGGAGCGGCACGGCAAGGACCUCGCGCUCAAGGAGCUCGAGCAGUCGCGCCGGCUCGUGGACGAGGUGAGGAGCAACCUCGACUUCCAGAAGGGCGUACUCAGCGAGGCCGAGAAGGAGCGCGACGGGCUGAGGCUCGUCAAGGCCGAGCUGGAGGCGCAGCUCGUGGAGAUUGAGAAGGGGGCGGCGAGGAAGGAGGAGGAGCAGAAGGGCCACUCGGACAUGCUGGCCAUGCAGAUUGCCGCGUUCGAGAAGGCGGCGCUGUCCCUGGAGGCCAGGGUUGCCUCCCUCGCCGGGCAGGUCAAGGACAUCACUGGCGAGCGGGAUGACCUCAAGGCGGCGUCUGACAAGCAGAUGGAGCAAAUCCGGGGCCUCGUGGAGGAGCGUGAUGGCCUGCUCGUUGCCAAGGUCGAGCUCGAAAAGGCCCAGGCUGACCUUGAGGUCACCAUUCAACAGCUUGGCCAGGAGAAGAGCGGUCUGGAGACUGACAAGGGUGCUCUUGAGGCCCAGAUCGACGGGUUCAAGAGUGAGGUCAAGGAUCUGAACGAAAAGAUUGCAGAAUGGGCGCCAGAGAAGGCCAAGCUUGAGAACGAGAUUGAGGCUGAGAAGGCAGCCAACGAUGCCCUAUCCAAAGAACUCGAGCUGGAGAAGGAGGCAAAGACUUCGGCCGAGAAGCAACUCGAAGCAGAGAAGACGGCUUCAGAGGAUAUGAAGAAGACUUUCGAAGCCGUGAAGCAAGAGCUCGAGCAAAAGUCCGAAGCCGACAAGAAGGACGUCCAGGAGAAGUUCGAGGCCGAGAGAGCCGAACUCGAAAAGCAGCUCGCCGACGAGAAGUCUCAAUUGGAGACGCAAAUCAACGACCUCAAGACCGAGAUCACGGACAAGCAGGCCGAAAUCGACCGCCUCACCAUCGACCUUGGUGGUGCCAAGGCGGCAAACGUGUCUCUCGCCCACCAGCGGCUCGAGGUCGACGCCAAGCUGUGCAACACACGGGUCGAGCUCGACACUACAAAGGCAGAGCUCGACACGACCAAGAGCGAGCUCGCAGAUGUCAAUGACAGCAAGGCUGCUCUGGCGACAGACUACGACUCGCUCAUGACGCGCGCCUCAGAGCUGGACGGCAAGAUCGAGCAGCUCGAGGAAAAAGCUGCAGAACUUGAAAAGCUGCAGGCUGAGCACAAGGAGCUUGAGGAACGCUCCAACAGUCUUCAGGCCGAGCUGAGCGCAGUUCAAGAACAGCUUACACAAGCUCAGGCUCAAGCCGCCGCCGCGCCAGCAGCUGAAGAACCUGCCGCUGAUCAGCCGGAAUCGGCCGAGCCCGCCGAGGUCUUGGGUCAGAUUAUCGUCGAGGAGGAGAACGAAGACUCAGCGCCUCAGCCCGACGAGCCAGCACCUCAGGCCGCCGAGCCAGCACCACAGCCACCCGCUGCUGCUGUUCCAGACCCGGAACUGACAUCCAAGCUUGCCGCCCUCGAGGCCCGCAACGUCGAGCUUGAGGUCGAGGCCGCCAAGGUCCCCGACCUUGUCCAGCGGGCAACCCGUGCAGCCGAGCUGGGCGCCCAGAUCGCGACGCUGACUAGCGACCUCGAUGCGGCACACGCCGCGCACGCACCGUGCGGGCAGACCAUCGCAGACCUCCAGGCGCAAAUCACUUCCCUUCAGGCCUCUGCGGCCGCGGCUUCUUUGAUGGGCCCGGCCUCGCCUGGGAUCGGGCCAAAGGAGGGCAGCAGACCGCCUUCGAGGAGCGACUCGAGACGGCGCGCCAAGAACGGCGUGGCCAACCACGUGAGAUCGCGCAGCACCAGUAUGGUGUUUGUCCGCAAGCCUCAAGACCGCAGUGGUACUGUGACCGUCAUGACGAAAGAGGCUCUCCGGGGAAGGGGGAGCGAUGAUUCUUCGUGA
Messenger RNA from Microdochium trichocladiopsis, 3276 nucleotides. RefSeq lists its product as uncharacterized. Bases 1 to 3276 code for a protein of 1091 amino acids. The transcript has a single exon. NCBI's taxonomy places the organism in Eukaryota, Fungi, Ascomycota, Sordariomycetes, Xylariales, Microdochiaceae. The record is from RefSeq and is a predicted model, not a curated record.